AUGGGACGUUCACCAUGUUGUGACAAAGUUGGUUUAAAGAAAGGUCCAUGGACUCCAGAAGAAGAUCAAAAACUCUUAGCAUAUAUCGAAGAACACGGCCAUGGAAGUUGGCGCGCUUUGCCAGCUAAAGCUGGUCUUCAAAGAUGUGGGAAGAGCUGCAGAUUAAGAUGGACCAAUUAUCUUAGACCUGAUAUUAAGAGAGGAAAAUUUAGUUUGCAAGAAGAACAAACAAUUAUUCAACUUCAUGCUCUCUUAGGGAACAGGUGGUCAGCUAUAGCUACACAUUUGUCAAAGAGAACAGAUAAUGAGAUAAAGAAUUAUUGGAACACACAUCUGAAAAAAAGGUUAACAAAAAUGGGAAUUGAUCCAGUUACUCACAAACCUAAAAAUGAUGCACUUCUUUCAUCAAGUGAUAAUGUUCAUUCAAAAACAGCUUCAAAUCUUAGUCACAUGGCUCAAUGGGAAAGUGCUCGUCUUGAAGCUGAAGCUAGACUUGUUAGAGAAUCCAAAAUUCGUUCACACAAUUCACUUCUUCAUAAUAAUCAUAAUCAUAAUCAUUUGAAGGCUUGGAAUAUUAAUCUUGAAUCUCCUACUUCAACUUUAUCUUAUAAUGAGAAUGUUCCUCCUAUUAUUAUGAGUAGUGAAGGAAUUGGAGGAGAAAAAAACAAGAAUGAUAAUGAGAAAAAUAAUAAUAAUAAUAUUGAUGUUAAUGAUGAUGAGAACAAUGUUGUUGUGUCUAUGAUUGAGUUUGUAGGAACAAAUUCAAGUUCAAUUGUGAAAGAAGAAGGUGGUGAUGAUCAAGAAAAUUGGAAAAGUUAUGAAAGUUUUACAUCAAAUCUUCAUCAUGAGUUAACUAUGUCAAUGGAUCAAGGUGUUGGUGAUGUUAUUGCUGAAGAAGGGUUUACUAAUCUUUUGCUUAAAACAAAUUCUGAGGAUUUGAGUUUGUCAGAAAGUGGUGGAGAAUCUAACAAUGGUGGAAGUGGAAGUGGAAGUGAAUUCUAUGAAGAUAACAAUAACUAUUGGAAUAGUAUUCUUAAUUUAGUUAAUUCUUCUCCUUCUCAUUCACCAAUGUUUUGA
Molecule: messenger RNA, 1077 nt
Organism: Vicia faba (fava bean)
Lineage: Eukaryota; Viridiplantae; Streptophyta; Magnoliopsida; Fabales; Fabaceae
Source: the annotation of a GenBank genome assembly